CUAUAGCCUAAAUGUAUGUUCUGCUUUUGAAAGCAGAGGUUUUGCACCUGUGUUGCUUGCCUUUGUCCUUGGCAAAGUUUUUUUUUUCCUCCUUCUUCCUCCAGCUCUUUCUAGCACACGGUUCAUCCACUUUGGCGAACCUGUUAUCGGUCCAAAAACCCAAACACAUUAGAGAUCGAUUGCGCAAGUGAUGGAAGCAGGGGGAUGUUGUUUGGUCAGCGUCGACUUUACGCUUUAAAACACUGCUGGCCUGUUGCUCGACUGUUGUUUUGGCGUUUGCAUGUGCCAGUUACCCAACUGAAGUCGACGCUUUGAGCUCACGGGUUCGCUUCAGGAGCGCCUCGCGCACCUUGCCCUCGAGGCCGCUGCUCCAGGCUUUGAUGCCCACACAGUUUGAAGCAGGUGGACAGACGCAGGCAUGAGUAACAGUGGGACCAAAGAGCCAUCUCCUCAGCCAAGCACUGCCCAGUCACCUCCUGAGCCUCAGCGUAGGGGCAGAGGUCGACCAAGGAAACAGCAGCAGGAGCCCGUUGGACCACCAACUCCAAAGCGGCCAAGAGGACGACCAAAAGGCAGCAAGAACAAAGGCCCCAAAACUGCACUGAAGAAAGUAGAACCCAUUGGAGAGAAGCGACCACGUGGGCGACCAAGGAAAUGGCCCCAGAAAGUAGUGCUAGAAGUAACUGAAGAACAGCAGGGCGCUUCAGAAGAGGCUGAGGAGGGUCCCUCGUCAUCUCAGGCGGCAGCACAGGAGGAAGGGGAGUAGAUAGGGCACCUCUCUACCUACCUCAAGGUUUGGCCUCAGACAAACAGGGGUAAAAUCUGACUCCUAUCUGUGAUGGGGAUUCAGGAACACACAGACACACACACACACACACACACUCAAAAGUAAUUGCAGUCAGUAAUUUCUUCUCCUGAUGUGAUACCCUGGAUUUGUUAUCGAUUUUUAAGAGUUUUGGAUUUUUGGUAAGCAAACUGCGUUUUAACAUUGGAGUUUUUGAUCUUUCAAUAAGGUUUAUUGAAAAGGAGUAGUUCCACUUUUUGGGAAAUGCACUUAUUCUCUUUUACUGAGACAUCCCAUUUUCGCAAAUAAAUAUGCAGUUCCUACCUGCAGCAUCUCUAAAGCUUGCACACAAAUAUUGUCUCAUUUCUGAAAUCAAAAAAUGUAAAAGCAGUUUUUGUGGUCGUUUUAGACGUGCCUGCUUCUCGUGUGACUUUAAGCAAUAAAGGAAAAACAAAAAAGGUGCAUUUCCCAUAAAAAUUGAACUAUUCCUACAAGUAUGCCAGCUUUCCUGAGCCCCUUAGUGUGCAUGGGUGCGUGUGAGCACGUGUGUGCGGCGGUUGCAUGGAGAGGGGACUGGGCUGCAGGCUGAAAUGAGAAUGAGAAAAACAAAGGAACCAAACUGAAUCGUUUUUAUUGAAACAUGUUUCUAAAUCAAAUGUCACGAACCCUCGUAUGAAACAUCGUUAAAAUAUAGACACAGUGCGCUGAAGUCAUUAUGAAAGUUGUGUGAAAGGUUUAAACUGAAAAUGAAAUAUCAAAUUAUUUGAGGGGCAGGGCAGGGGCUCCUUCCAAAAAAAAAAAAGAAGAUUAAAUUGGAUCCAAAAAAGUGACAUUCAGGGUUUUUUGUUUUUUUUCUUUAAUCCAGCAGCUGAUUUGAGAGAAAAUGUUUGAAUAUUUCAUUUAGAAAAGAGAAACCCUUCACACAUCAUUUAGUCAACAAGGAUGUUGACAUGUCAUUUUUUUUUUUUUGCCACACUCAGGAUUUCACUAUUAACAGUGCUUUUACACCAUAUUGAAACCUCAGGUACAAAACUAUUCAGGAACAUGUUGUCUACUCAGAAAUAAUUAUGGUGCUGUGUUUGUUGUGCAUUUCUGAUCUGUAUUUGACAUUACCAGUAUGCCUUGACACAAAGACCUCAUUUAAACCUCAGUUACCUUCAGUUUCUUAAUCUCUCAUUCUACCUCAGUAACACAAAAAGAUCUCCUGCAAAGUAAUCCUUCGCUCUCUCAACAGUGAUAUACACAAUUACUGUACACACACACACACAAACACACACAGGUUUUUGUGCAGAUAUACAGUACGAUUACACACGAGGUUUUCAGGCCUGCAGGCCGACACGUGGAAGCAGAUGUUACACUCCAGUUGAGGAGUACAAAUAAAAGCAUCAGUAUAAUUUCUUUUUUUUUUCCUUUUUUUAAACUGUAUUUGAUAUAAACUGAAGUGAGAUUUUGUUUGCUCUCCUGGGAAAUAAAAUGCAGCCAAUAGUUUACAACAACCUGAUGAAAUACUUGCUUUUUAGGGUGCAGUUCCUCAUGAAAUACUUGUUUUUGUUUUUGGGGUGGGGUGGGGAUUGUUAUUCUUUUCUCAUUUUUAUUCUAUCAUGUAUUUUCUGAUUCUUACACUGUAAAUUGUAUGUGUGACACUCUUAAUACAUGGCAGCAAAUAACCACAAAGUGCUGAAAUACAUAAGCGUUAUGGCUAACUUUAGGCACCGGCCAUACCAGACCGACUAAGGCUAUAACAACAAAACACCUCGUUGUACUGAAGGUAUUGGGAGUGCGUUUUAUGGUCUAUCGGUUAAACAAGUUUAACUUUUUUUAGUUUCAUAGAGAGGAAGAGCGUCGUAUCUCGUUGCAAAUUUUACAGUCUUCCUUUAAAGGAUCGUUUCACUUACCUCUAAAAGCAUGCAGCUACACAGCUACAGUAUGUACACCUCAAUGCAACAAAGCGCAUGGGAUUUAUUUUGUGGUGCUUAAUGAACUUUUUCCAUUGAAGCUACUUUCUACUUAAGAAUAUGUUGACAAAGUGGUUUAAGACUUGUCCACACUAACAUACUGUGGUAACUCCCAGUCUGUAAGAACUCUAUAAAUAAAACUCAGUUCAUCUCCAUUGUAUUAGGAUGCAUUCAGAAAUCUUUAAAAAAAGAAAUGGGAGAUUUUCAAAUAGAAACAUUCAUUCUGAACUAGCUGCAUGCCAACAGAAAAAGUGAAUGUAGUAUUUUUCACCAUGAAUACAGUACUGUGCAAAAGUCACCAUCAUUUCUAUAUUUUGUAUACAAGGAGCCAGAUUUUCUUGUAAUGUUUUUUAGGUGGUCUUGAGCAAUAGUUCUCCAGGUUUUCUGAAGGUCUUUCAAAGGUUUUCUUUGGAUAUUGGCUACUUUCUCACUCACUUUCAGUCCAGUCUUUGUAGCUGACCAUUAAUAUAGAAAUGUUUUUGUUUGUUAAACCACUAAAUGCUGUGCUAUGAAUCAUUCACGCAUAAAAAAAGGCACCUAACUCAAGGGAUGAACAGUGCUGUGUCUACACAUAACAGACAACUUGACAAAGAACCAAUUAUAAGUUCUUUUUAAGUAUCUUUGGGCACUUAAAAAGAACAUAGACUUUAGUUGAAUCUACAAAAUAAAACAGGCAAAUAGUAGUUUUGCUCCAACAAGGUGACUCAUAAAGAGCUACUAGAAAGAAAAUCCAGCAAAGCCCUGAUUCAGGACCUGAAGGGUAUGCAUGACCCUUCA
Oreochromis niloticus (Nile tilapia) is the source of this 3516-nucleotide messenger RNA. RefSeq names its product high mobility group protein HMGI-C. The transcript has 6 exons. Gene Ontology annotation, biological process: regulation of DNA-templated transcription. Lineage: Eukaryota; Metazoa; Chordata; Actinopteri; Cichliformes; Cichlidae. Gene Ontology annotation, cellular component: nucleus; chromatin. Gene Ontology annotation, molecular function: DNA binding; transcription coregulator activity. Bases 419 to 766 code for a protein of 115 amino acids. The record is from RefSeq and is a predicted model, not a curated record.